Molecule: messenger RNA, 2256 nt
Organism: Drosophila sulfurigaster albostrigata
Lineage: Eukaryota; Metazoa; Arthropoda; Insecta; Diptera; Drosophilidae
Product: glucose dehydrogenase [FAD, quinone]-like
Exons: 2
Coding region: 54-1973 (639 amino acids)
Molecular function (GO): flavin adenine dinucleotide binding; ecdysone oxidase activity
Source: RefSeq, a predicted model, not a curated record
GUAUAAAAGCAAAUCGCAAGCACAGGCAGCGCUUCAAUUCGCCAACGGCUCAAAUGUUGGACACAACAACAAGUAACCUCACGCAUGCCACACAGUGUGGCACACCUGCCAUCGGCCUGUUCCAAGGCAUGGUCACCAUGCUGCUCCAGAGUCUACUCGCCGCCCAGUGUCGUGUGGCACCCGCCUCCCUCUGGCCACCGGAUGCAGGCGAUCAGCUGCUUCCCCAACUACAACGCCAAGAGCUGGACUUUGAUUUCGUUGUGAUUGGCGCCGGGUCGGCAGGAUCUGUGGUUGCAAGUCGCCUCAGCGAGAACCCCAACUGGCGUGUGCUCGUCCUCGAGGCUGGAGGAGAUCCCCCCGUCGAAUCCGAGAUUCCCGCACUCUUCACUGGCCUGCAGCUCACGGACUUUAUGUGGAACUACUACACGGAGCCGAGUUCUCGCUCCUGUCUGGGCAUGAAGCAGGGACGCUGCUACUGGCCUCGAGGCCGCAUGAUUGGCGGCUCCGGCGGCGUUAAUACGAUGCUCUAUCUGCGCGGCAAUCGUCGCGAUUUCGACGACUGGUCCGACAUGGGAAACACGGGCUGGAGCUACGACGAGGUGCUCGCCUACUAUGAGAAGUCUGUGCGUCCCGUCGGCAAUGCCACACAUCCUCAGGGCUACGUGAAACUGAGUUACUUCGAGACGCCACAAGACCCGCCCUUUUCUAUGAUCUACGAGGGAGCUCAGAGGCUGGGUGUGCCGCGGGUGCGCGAGUUCGCCGAGGGCAGCUUCGUGGGCUAUGCCCAGGUGCCGGUGACAGCGCAGCACGGAGAACGUGCUUCCACUGGCAAGGAGUACUUGGGACGUGUGUCGAAACGCCGUAAUCUGAAGGUGAUCAAGCAUGCGCUGGUCAAGCAGCUGCACUUCGAUGCGACAGCACAACGUGUGGAAGCUGUGAGCUUUGAGCGCAACGGACACACUUACCGCGUGGGCGUGGCCAAGGAGGCAGUGCUCUCGGCGGGCGCCAUUGAUUCACCAGCGCUGCUGCUGCGCUCGGGAAUUGGGCCAGGCCAAGAGCUAGAGCAGCUGCAGUUACGGGUGCUCAGAGAUUUGCCGGGCGUGGGCAAGAAUCUUCAGGAUCAUGUCUUAGUUCCGAUCUUCAUGCAGUUGCAGGUGAACGAGCCGCAGUCCGAAAAGGAGAUACUCGACAGCAUCUACGAUUAUCUGUUGAGUCGCAAUGGUUCGUUGGCCAACCAUGGCACCGCCUCCAUUGUGGGCUUCAUCAACACGAACAGCAGCAGCGAUCAACGCUAUCCGGACGUUGAGCUGCAUCAUUCGUUUAUGCCGCGUGGCCGUCACGAUGUGCUUGCCAUGUUUGUGGGUGGUCUUAGCAUCCAGGAGCAGUAUGUACAGCAUCUUCAGCAGCUACUGAUCGACUCUGAUCUGCUCUGCAUCUUUGUGGUGCUCUCGCAACCCCAGUCCAAGGGCGAGUUGCGUCUACGCCAAGAAAACCCCAACGAAGCUCCGCUCCUCUUCAGCAACUAUCUGUCCCACCCCGAAGAUUUGGCAACGAUAUUGCGUGGCAUACGAUACCAGGAGCAACUGCUCGACACUGCCGCCUACAAGGCAUCGGGUGCCCAACUCACGCACAUGCCCAUUGAGGAGUGCGAUGCCGGGUAUGAGUAUCGAUCCGAUGACUAUUGGCGUUGCUAUGCGAAGUACUUUUCAAUGACCUGCUACCAUCAGGUGGGCACCCUUAAGAUGUCACCGGCCAGCGAUCCGGAGGCCUGUGUCAGUCCCCGCCUUCAGCUGCACGGUGUCGACAAUCUGCGUGUAGCCGAUGCCAGCAUUAUGCCUAAUAUCGUCAGUGCUAAUACGAAUGCCGCUGCCAUCAUGAUCGGGGAAAGGGCGGCGGACUUUAUUGCCCAGGACUGGGUUGCCUUGGGGGAUGACCGCGAGGACAAUCGCCACACCCACGACUACGACUUGUGAACAACAGUUUGAAGUAACUCAUUUUAAGUAUAAGCUAGAAAUUUGCAAGCUUUUCUUUUACCAAACAGAAAUCUGUAAUAUUUAUAAUUCAAACAUUCGUUCAGUCGAGGGUGUCGAAAGGAUUUUUAAGCCGACAGCCAGACACUCAGAUAGAUAUAUAAGCAAAUCUAUAAUGACUAGAAGAUAAAUCCGUAAGGGAAUUCAAUUAAUUUCAUACCCAAAUUGUACAAUUCUAUAUGCAUUUGUAUCCCAAAGUUUUGUGUGGUAAGUUUUUAUUUUUAAA